Messenger RNA from Humulus lupulus (European hop), 1212 nucleotides. RefSeq lists its product as uncharacterized. Lineage: Eukaryota; Viridiplantae; Streptophyta; Magnoliopsida; Rosales; Cannabaceae. The record is from RefSeq and is a predicted model, not a curated record. The transcript has a single exon. Bases 1 to 1212 code for a protein of 403 amino acids.
AUGGGUUCUAUAUAUACAAGUUUGUUUUCUGGGUGGUGUUUCACUAAUAAUAAUGCUUGGACUGAUAAGGGUAGGAUAAUAAUUGCUUGGAACCCAAGAGUUUUCUCUUUGGAUAUCAAGCUAUGUACUACACAAUUAAUUCACUGUGUAGUACAGGUUCCAAAUAGAACAGGCCGGUUUUUGGUCACCUUUGUGUAUGGUUAUAAUGUUGAGUCCUUCAGGGAGCAGCUAUGGAAGGAUUUACAAGAAUUGGCUAGUGGUAUCACUAAACCUUGGAUGGUGAUAGGUGACUUCAACGAAAUUCUCUCACUACAAGAUAGAAUAGGCAAAAAAAGUACCACUAAGAUUUCAAGUAAUUUUCUACAAUGUCUGCAAUCCUGUCAGUUGAAAGACUUGAAAUUUUCAGGGUGCUAUUAUACUUGGAAUAAUAAACAGAGAGCAGAGGAGAAGGUGUAUUCAAAGAUUGAUAGAGCUUUAGUUAAUUCACAAUGGAUUGACCAAUUUCCUAACUCAGAGGCUGUGUUCUUACCAGAAGGGAUUUUUGACCAUAGUCCGAUUCUGGUUCAUAUUUCUUUCAAGAUUCAGUUGGAGAAGAAGCCUUUUAGGUAUUUUCGAAUGUGGAAAGAAGCACCUGGUUAUGAAGGUAAAAUACAAACUAGUUGGAACUUACCAAUUACUGGUACCCCAAUGUUCCAAGUAGUAUCUAAACUGAAAAGGUUGAAACAGGUGCUAGUGACUAUAAAUAGAGAAGGAUUUUCGGACAUUCAGCAGAAAGAAUUUAAGGCGGGUCUAAUAUUGAAGUAUCUUCAGGAACAAUUGCAGAAGGACCCUUUCAAUGACAGGUUGAUUACUCAAGAGCAGCUAGCUAGAGAACAGUUUCUUUAUUGCCAUAAAGCUUACCUGAGUUUCUUAGCUCAGAAAGCUAAAGUUGUUUGGAUGGUUAAUGGUGAUGAAAAUACUCACAUCUUUCAUGCUUCUCUUAAGGCUAGGAGAAUUCAGAAUAGGAUAUUGUCUAUUAAGACUGAGACAGGGGUUUGGGUAGAUUCUCCUACUGAUAUAAAAAAAAGCUUUCUUGGAUUAUUACCAAAGCUUGUUGGGGACAGCCAUGGUACACAGGAAAACAGUAUCUCGGUCAAUUAUGAAGCUUGGACCAGUUUUAAAUGCAGUUCAUAUUCAGACUCUCACAAGAGGUUUUUCAACUCAGGAGGUUAA